Molecule: messenger RNA, 448 nt
Organism: Neoarius graeffei (lesser salmon catfish)
Lineage: Eukaryota; Metazoa; Chordata; Actinopteri; Siluriformes; Ariidae
Gene: mrps21
Product: mitochondrial ribosomal protein S21
Exons: 2
Coding region: 28-291 (87 amino acids)
Biological process (GO): translation
Cellular component (GO): ribosome
Molecular function (GO): structural constituent of ribosome
Source: RefSeq, a predicted model, not a curated record
CAACGUUUCCUGGUGCACCAGCGCAAAAUGGCGAAUCACCUUCGCUUCGUUGCCCGGACAGUAAUGGUUCAGGAUGGAAACGUUGACGCUGCAUAUAAAGCUCUGAAUAGAGUGUUAUCGCUGGAUGGAAUCAUUGAAACCGUAAAGCGCAGGCGUUACUAUGAGAAGCCAUGCAGGCGGAGACAGAGGGAGAACUACGAGAACUGCAAGAGGAUCUACAACAUGGAGAUGGCACGCAAACUCUCGUUUGUCUCCAGAACGAACCGACAAGACCCAUGGCUGGGGUGUUGAUCAGCACUGAAGAUGAGCGAGAGAGAGAGGGGACACGAGUUUAAUUCGAAAAUGUAAAAAAAAAAAAAAAUUUCACUAUGUGGACUUGACUCACAAUCUGAAAUGAACCAUACAGCCUCCAAGCCUUUUCAUAACUAUUAAAUGUCUCUGAAAUGAA